This is a messenger RNA of Centruroides sculpturatus (bark scorpion), 977 nucleotides long. RefSeq names its product tRNA wybutosine-synthesizing protein 3 homolog. Gene Ontology annotation, cellular component: cytoplasm. Lineage: Eukaryota; Metazoa; Arthropoda; Arachnida; Scorpiones; Buthidae. The transcript is spliced from 7 exons. Gene Ontology annotation, molecular function: tRNA methyltransferase activity. Gene Ontology annotation, biological process: tRNA methylation. The coding region runs from base 18 to 758 and encodes 246 amino acids. The record is from RefSeq and is a predicted model, not a curated record.
AUGGAGUAUGUUGUCACAUGGACGAUGACAUGUGCUCUCCUUUAGGCAAAGAGAAACAGAAGUUUUUAUCAAGUGAUAAAAGUAGGAAAGGAUCCGUAGAUAAGAAUAUUGUCGACUUAAUAGAUUAUAUCAACGAUCGGGCCGAAUAUUGUACCACAAGUUCUUGUUCUGGUCGCAUUGUCGUUUAUCAGCAACCAGAAAAUUCUGAUGGGCAAGUCAAGAAAGGAUGUCAUUGGUUAUUUGUAUCACACGAUCAAGUUAACGUAAAUGAUGUGCUGGAAUCUCUUAAAGAUCACAAAGAUUCUUCGGUGUUUAAAUUUGAGCCAUUUAUUUUGCAUGUUAGAUGUAUUUCACUCGAAGCUGCAAAGAAAUUGCUUACAGUUAGCAUUGCAUCUGGAUUUAGAAAUUCUGGAAUUACAUUAGGAAACAGUGGGAAAAUCAUGUUGGCUGUCAGAAGUACUCAUGGUUUAGAAGUUCCCCUAUCCUGCAAUGGAAACAUGUUAGUUUCUGAUCAGUAUUUAUCAUAUAUUGUGGAGAAAGGAAAUGAUAAGUUAUUAGAAAAUGAAAAAAAAAUUGAAAGAUUUUUUUCUGGUUUGAAAACUGCUGUAAAUAAUAUCGAAGUGACAGAGGAAGCAAGUUCCAAGCAAUUUAACAAAAUAAAAAUUAUUCCUCAUUCAGAAAAACGUUUGCCCGAAGCAUUCGAGGAAGAAUACAAACUGGACGGUUUGUCCGAACUUUUAACACAGCACAAAAUAUGACAUGUAAAUAAUAAAUAAAAAUAAAUUAACUGUAAUAAGAGUAGAAAUACGCCAGCGUUUUUCUUUCCUUAUUUUAAUAGAAUUAAUGCAAAGAAUUUCGAGAAUAAAUCAUAUUUCAGAGAUCUUUGAGAUUCAAAUAUAUAUCAUAUAUGCUGGACCUUAAGUUGACUUUUUAAGUCUAAAAUUAACUCUCUAAACUAAGGAUGACUUAUAUGACAA